CAGCGGAGCGGAAGAGGCGGAGUUCGAGCCAAAAUGAGGGAAAAUAAGAACAUGUCCGAGUCCCCCUCUCAAGCGGGAAAAGAAAUACCGGCGAAAAAACAAAAACUAAGCAGUGACGAGAACAGUAACCCCGAUUUAUCAGGAGACGAGAAUGAUGAUGCCGUCAGCGUUGAGAGCGGGACCAAUGCAGAGCGUCCAGACACGCCCACUAACACGGCCAACGCCCCCGGCAGAAAGAGCUGGGGCAAGGGCAAGUGGAAGUCCAAGAAGUGCAGAUAUUCUUUUAAAUGUGUCAACAGUCUGAGGGAGGACCACGGCCAGCCGCUGUUUGGCGUCCAGUUUAACUGGCACAGCAAAGAGGGAGACCCGCUGGUGUUCGCCACAGUCGGGAGUAACAGGGUAACUCUGUAUGAAUGUCACUCUCAGGGAGAAAUAAGACUCUUGCAGUCUUAUGUCGAUGCAGACGCAGACGAGAACUUCUACACGUGCGCAUGGACCUACGACACCAACACAAGCCAUCCUCUGCUGGCCGUCGCCGGGUCCCGUGGCAUCAUCCGGGUCAUCAACCACAUCACAAUGCAGUGUAUCAAGCAUUACGUAGGUCACGGGAAUGCCAUCAACGAGCUCAAGUUUCAUCCGAGGGAUCCAAAUCUGCUCCUGUCUGUCAGCAAAGAUCACGCCCUUCGUCUGUGGAACAUACAGACCGACACGUUAGUGGCAAUAUUUGGCGGCGUCGAAGGUCAUCGAGAUGAAGUCCUCAGCGCUGAUUUUGAUCUUCUGGGUGAAAAGAUAAUGUCGUGUGGGAUGGACCACUCCUUAAAACUUUGGCGGAUCAAUUCAGAGAGAAUGCAGAAAGCCAUCCGAGGGUCGUAUGAGUACAACCCCUCCAAGACCAACAGGCCUUUUGUCUCACAGAAAAUUCACUUCCCCGACUUCUCAACACGAGACAUCCAUCGAAACUACGUGGACUGCGUGCGGUGGCUCGGGGACCUUAUUCUUUCCAAGUCGUGUGAAAACGCCAUCGUCUGCUGGAAACCAGGAAAGAUGGAGGACGACAUCGAUCACAUUAAACCUAAUGAGUCCAAUGUGACGAUUCUGGGACGCUUUGAUUACAGCCAGUGUGACAUUUGGUACAUGCGCUUCUCCAUGGACUUCUGGCAGAAGAUGCUGGCUCUGGGAAACCAGGUGGGGAAGCUUUAUGUUUGGGACCUGGAGGUGGAAGACCCUCAUAAAGCAAAGUGCACCACACUGACCCUCCCCAAAUGCACGUCGGCCAUCCGGCAAACCAGCUUCAGCCGCGACAGCAGCAUUUUGAUAGCCGUUUGUGACGACGCUUCGAUCUGGCGCUGGGAUCGCCAGCGCUGAACAGAAGACGAAUUUUUGGUUCCUGUUGCUUCCCGACCUGCUGUACAGAUCUACACUGCAAGAAAUGUCCGUUUGAACAUUUAAUCUCACAUGUGGUCUAAAAAUACAGUAUUUCCUUUAAAAAUAAGCGAGAAAUCAUGCCAAGACAAGAUGAGAUUAUUCCUUUUGUUUUCAUGUCCUGUUUGUGUGCUGGCAGGAUGUUUGACGACACGCUGGAUGUUGGAUGAAUGAACGUUUAAUAUCCAACAAAACAUCAGUGGAGAUCUGGGGAUUAUUCUUUUAAAUAUAAAAAACAAACAGAUGGACUUUGGUUCAAAUCAUGAUAAAUAUUUUAACUGAAGUAGAAUUUAAAUGUUGAGGAGCGAGACGUCGGUGAAAUGUGUGUGCCUUCUAGAUUUCUAUGCAGUCUCAUUUAUUCAAACAUGAAUAACAACAAAACAAGUGGAAUCAUCUCAAUCAACUUUUGGUCACGUUUUAGAAAAAAAAAACUUAAAGACACAACAGAUGAAAUGACUUAAGAAGGAUUUUACUUGCAGUGUGCCACGUUUUUUUUUUAAAUUUUUUUUUAUCUGUAAGUCCACACACAAGAAAUGAAGAUUUUUGUGGGAUUAUUUUUGUACAUUUCUUUGCAUCGUUUUAUUUUAAACGUCCUGUUUGCUUCGACGCCUCUCCUCUUGCUCGCUCCUCCACAUAAACACACUUUGACUGUUGCAUCUUUACAGUAAAACCAUUUGACUUUAGAGGCUUUGAGUACUCAAUAAAAUGUAUUUUGUAAAUAUA
This is a messenger RNA of Plectropomus leopardus (leopard coralgrouper), 2145 nucleotides long. It is a transcript of the gene eed, whose product is annotated as embryonic ectoderm development. Gene Ontology annotation, molecular function: protein binding. Lineage: Eukaryota; Metazoa; Chordata; Actinopteri; Perciformes; Serranidae. The record is from RefSeq and is a predicted model, not a curated record.